Dinoponera quadriceps is the source of this 1992-nucleotide messenger RNA. RefSeq names its product U3 small nucleolar ribonucleoprotein protein MPP10. Lineage: Eukaryota; Metazoa; Arthropoda; Insecta; Hymenoptera; Formicidae. The transcript is spliced from 4 exons. The coding region runs from base 161 to 1933 and encodes 590 amino acids. Gene Ontology annotation, cellular component: small-subunit processome; Mpp10 complex; nucleus. Gene Ontology annotation, biological process: rRNA processing. The record is from RefSeq and is a predicted model, not a curated record.
GUAAUUUAGUUCCAAAAUCUCCGCUACGAGUCGCCACUACACAUAACGAAAACUGAACUUCCAAAAGUCACAUGUACCACAUGCAACGAUACGAGACGAGUGCGAAGUUGAGUGAUACAUAAACGGUUAUUUGUAAAACGUUAAAUAUUUGAAGUGAAAUAUGGCUAAUAUCUUUGAUAGUAUAAUUUCUACUCUCGACAAUGUUGGAUCCCUGCAAAGUUUACAAACCAAACAAAAUGUACUGGAUCUAAGGGAUAUUACAAAAAGUCUUUAUGAUUUCACAAAGAAGCAAUCUUGCAGAAAAUCAAAAGCAUUGCCUGAAUUGAUUCUGGGAAAGUUUACUGAAGAACCAAUUUGGCAGCAACUGGAGUUGCAAAAUGAAAGCGAAUUGACACAUUUUUCAGAAGAGAUCCCAAAAGUUUUGGCUGACAAGAAUAGACUAGCAAUUCCAGUGACUUCUACAAAACCUGAACUAAUUCAAUUUGAGAGCAAAGUCUUGUCUGAUGAUAAAGAAGAAGAAGAUGAAAAUACAAAGACAAAAAGUAUUUUAAAGAAAAAAAAACCUGAUACAAAAAAGAAAAAGUCUUCUAUUGUGGAUGACAAAUUCUUCAAGUUGCAAGAAUUAAAUGAAUACCUUAUUAAAGAAGAGAGAAAGGAAAAGCAUGGAAGGAAGGACGAUGAAUCUGAAGAUGAAUUAGUCGACAUGUUUCACGAUUUUUCCGAAGAGGGAGAUGUGAAAUAUGUGGACUUCUUUGACAGUCCUGCUUUAAGCGAACAGUCUGAGGAAGAAGGCUCUGACGGUGAAGAUGGAGGAAUGGACGAUGGUGAAGACGAGGAAGAAGAGUAUGAAUCAUCAAGCAAAAAAGUAAAAUUUAAUCUUACCAAUGAUUCGGAUGAGACGGACAGUUUGGAAAAUAAAGUUGGACAAAAGGAAGGGAAAGAAGAAGACAAAAAUAUGGGACCGAAGUCUUCCUUGGAGACUCGCCAGGAGAGAUUGCGCACGAAAAUUCAGGAAUUGGAGGAAGAAACGAUCAGCGAGAAGCCAUGGCAGCUGAAGGGUGAAGUAAGCGGUCUUCAUCGUCCGCAGAAUUCCUUGUUGGAGGAGUUUGUGGAGUUCGAUGUAACUACGAGGCCUGCUCCUAUAAUCACCGAGGAGACUACCAUGAAGCUGGAGGACAUAAUAAAGCAGCGAAUCAAGGACAAGGCCUGGGAUGACGUCCAGAAGAAAUUCAAGCCGGUUGAGACUCCGUUGGAGUACAAGAAGAAGGUGGUAAUGAAUCAGGAAAAGAGCAAGGAGAGCCUGUCGCAAAUCUAUGAGAACGAGUAUCUGAAGCAGAAACAAGCGUUAAAUCCGGACGAGGAGAAGGAGGAGGUGGUGCCGCAGUUACAUCAUGAGAUUCAAAGAGAAAUGCGCAAGCUAAUGUUAAAUUUGGACGCGUUGUCCAAUUAUCAUUAUACUCCUAGGCAGAUUAAACCUGAGAUCAAGAUUAUUAGCAAUCUACCAGCUGUUAAUAUGGAGGAAGUGGCGCCUGUCGCGACCAGUGAUGCUGCUAUGUUAGCACCUGAGGAAAUCAAAGCUAAACUGCGUGGCGAUCCGGUCGGUAAAUCGGAGAGGACUAAGACCGACAAGAAGCGUGAGAGAAGGCGGAAGAAAUUGCGGCAACGAGCCAAGCAGAGGGCGAUGGAGGAGAAAGAGAAAUUAAGAGCGUUGAAACCGGGAAUCGCCAAGAAGUACAAGAAGGAAAAUGCCGCGUUGUUGAAGCAGCUGACUAAAGACAGGAACAUCACCAAGUCGGACGAGACGAACCAGACAGUCGCCAAGUCCUCUACUGCGUUCUUCACGCAGUUGCAAAACCAAGUUAAGACGAAAAUCGGCCCCACGCCCAAGAAGAAAGACAAGAAGACACUGUCGGCUGUGAAACUCAAGUUGUAACGUAACUCUUGUAAAUAGUUUUGUAAAUAGUUACAAUACAAACAUUCUUAUGUAACGUU